Alternaria atra is the source of this 7353-nucleotide messenger RNA. RefSeq lists its product as uncharacterized. Bases 1 to 7353 code for a protein of 2450 amino acids. Gene Ontology annotation, biological process: fungal-type cell wall (1->3)-alpha-glucan biosynthetic process. The record is from RefSeq and is a predicted model, not a curated record. Lineage: Eukaryota; Fungi; Ascomycota; Dothideomycetes; Pleosporales; Pleosporaceae. Gene Ontology annotation, molecular function: alpha-1,3-glucan synthase activity. The transcript is spliced from 7 exons. Gene Ontology annotation, cellular component: fungal-type cell wall.
AUGCCGCAUUCUCUUCUUUUGCAGUUACUUUUGGUAACUUUUGUCUCUUGCCUAAGGUUCAACGAUGCAUUUGUUGGGUACAACCUUAAUGAGAAUCAAGCAGCUGUAGACCCCCUCGACUACUCGGGUGAAUGGAAAGACCAUAAAUUUCAUCCCUCACCAACAAACUGGCGAUUUCCAUUCUACACUCUGUUCCUGGAUAGAUUUGUCAAUGGCGACCCGACCAACGAUGACAUAAAUGGGACAGUGUACGAGAAGGAUCCACAAAGCAACCAGUUGAGGCAUGGAGGUGAUCUGAUGGGAUUGAUAGAUAGCUUGGAUUACAUUCAGGGACUUGGUAUCAAGGGCAUCUAUAUCGCCGGUUCUCCUUUCGUCAACAAUCCAUGGAAAGCAGACUCAUACUCGCCGCUGGACUUGACGCUCCUUGACAAACACUUUGGAGAUAUUAUGGCAUGGCGAGCAGCAGUGAACGCGAUUCACGAGCGGGGGAUGUAUGUGAUAUUAGAUCACACAAUGGCAACAAUGGGAGAUCUUCUCGGCUUUGAGGGCUUUCUCAACAAAACCGCGCCUUUCCAACCAGACGAACACAAAGUACAGUGGAAAUCAGACCGCCGUUAUCAUGACUUCUCGUUUGGAAAUAACUAUAAGGAUAAAUGCGCAUAUCCAAGGUUUUGGAAUGAAUCUGGGCUUCCAGUCCUGAAGGAUUCCGAUGCGACGUUCAGUAGACUCGUCGGAUGCUACGACAGCGAGUUCGAUCAGUACGGUGAUACCGAAGCCUUCGGCGUGUUUCCUGACUGGCAGCGCCAACUGUCCAAGUUUGCCUCAGUCCAAGACCGCUUGCGAGAAUGGGUUCCUUCAGUUCGAGAAAAGAUCCAACACUUCUCGUGCAUAACUAUUUCAAUGUUAGAUAUCGAUGGCUUCCGGUUCGACAAGGCUACGCAGAUCACUGUCGACGCUCAAGCUGAGUUUGGUAAUUACAUCCGACAGUGCGCGCGAAAGUAUGGGAAGACCAACUUCUUCAUGCCAGGGGAGAUUACGGGGGGAAACAACUUCGCUUCCAUUUACCUUGGACGCGGAAGACAACCUGAUCAGACCCCGCACAAUAUUACGCAAGCUGUCACCCUUACCAAUAAUUCGGAUGAUAAAUACUUCUUGCGAGAAGUCGGAAAACAGGCAUUAGAUGCAGCAGCUUUUCAUUACAGUAUCUACCGAUCGCUCACCCGGUUUCUUGGAUUAGACGGCAAUUUAGCUGCAGGCUACGAUGUUCCCGUCAACUUUGUUGAUGCUUGGAAUACAAUACUCACCACGAACGAUCUUGUCAAUGCCGAAACCGGAGAGUUUGAUCCACGGCACAUGUAUGGAGUCACGAACCAAGAUGUUUUCCGCUGGCCUGCCAUCGACCAAGGUACUGAAAGGAUGUUGCUUGGUCUUUUCGUCACAACAAUUCAUAUCCCUGGCAUCCCAAAACUACUUUGGGGUGAAGAGCAAGCGUUCUAUGUCCAUGAUAGCACUGCCGCGAAUUAUAUUUUUGGAAGACAGCCAAUUUCAUCCGCGUUGGGCUGGCAAAAUCACGGUUGCUAUCGCCUCGGCAGCUCGCAGUACCACAAUCUGCCAGUCAAAGCUGGGCUUAAUGGCUGCCAUGACGAUACCGUUAGCCAGGAUCAUCGUGAUCCUUCUCACCCGGUUCACAACAUCAUCAAGAAUAUGUACCACCGUCGUACCCAGUAUCCCAUCCUCAACGAUGGGUACUUUCUACAGUCGCUCUCCAAUCAGACCCGUGUAGUGCAACUACCAGGUUCGAACGGAACGGCAUCAGAAUUUGGAAUGUGGAGUGUUAUGAGAGAUCAGUAUCCGGGUGUCCAAAAUUUGACCAAAGGAGAAAACCAUACGCAGGUCUGGCUCGUCUACUCCAACGAAGAUCACAAUGUCAACUACAAAUUUGAUUGUGAGUCCAAGGAAAGAGCGGUCCUUUCGCCAUUCGAGGCUGGAACCUUCGUCAAAAACCUCUUCGCUCCAUACGACGAGAUUGAGCUCAAGAACAGCUCCACCGCUCUGGGGAUCGAUGGCUCCCAAGAGUUCAAUGGAUGCAUUGACGAGCUUGACAUGAAGGCAUAUGACUUCCGGGCGUAUGUACCAAAGGCCAACUGGUUAGAUCCAAUGCCUGUCAUCACGAAAUUUUUGCCUGGCCAUGACGCUCAGAUUGAGUCUAAGAAGUCAUCGAAAGAAAAGGAUUCACUCGAGAUUGAGAUUCAAUUCUCCGAAGCGAUGGAUUGCGAUCCAAUCAUAGAUAACCUCGUCCUUACUUCUGAUACUGAGAACGAAUUUUUUGCAACAGUGGACAGAGACUCAAUCAGCUGCACCGAAAUUUCUUCCGCAGAAUCUACUCUUGUUGGGGGUUUAGUCUCGAAAUGGAGCUGGAAAGCCAUUCUGAACGACAUCUCGCAUGGUGUUCACACUGUCACUAUCAAAAACGCCACAACUAAGGACGGAGAACGUUUUACGAACGCGAAUGAUAAAUUCAUCAUCCGUAUAGGAGCCAAGAACAAUCCAAUAGUUUUUCCACGGCUCGCAAACUAUACUACGGACACACUCAAGCAGGACUCAAAAGGAUUGCAUUUGUCACACGUCGCCCCAGGCGCCAACAAAUGGAGAUACUCCACGAAUUGGGCAUCAAAUUGGAGCGAGUGGCAAGACUACAAAGGAGGAGACAGUGAUCUGUUGAGACAACCUUGGUCGGGUACUAAACGUCAAAAGUGGAAGGGCGAGCAUGUUAUUCUACAAUACUGGAGCCGUGUGACCGGAAGCAGCGAUCACAUCCAGCACGCCGAUGCAAAUUAUGACGGUCAUCCAAGACGGUUCCCACAUCUCUUUGCCCAUGGGCCCUACAACCAAUUUGGAUUCGAUAGUGGUAUAAAAAGCGCAUUCGACUUGGCCAACGAUGGGAAGUGGAAAUUGCAUAUCAUGACCGAAUGGCCUUCGGUCGCCCAAGUCAACGUUUGGGGUAUGAAUCCAGACGGCAAACCUGACGCAGGAUUCGUGUUUGGCGAUGUUGACAAGGAUGGUAUCAUGGACCGGCUACCUCCGGACUCUCUUGCGAAAAAUGUGCUGAACAUGUCUACUCUGCCACCUCGGCCGUACCUGGCUUACCGCAUUGAGGUCGACGAUACUACUAUGGCCUAUAAGCUCGUCUACAUGGGCAACCGGUUCGUACAACUGAUCCUCUUUACACUUCUCUGGUCUCUUCCAGUAGCGACCGCUGCAAUCAGUAUAUGGAUCUACAAGGGUGCCUUCUACGGUGUCAAGUUCAAUAAGACAGGUGUGAGCACGCAGAGUCUCGCUAUUUUCGCGUCUUUGGCAUUUUGGCGCCGUGGCCACAAAUUCGAAAAUGUUCAAUCCGAGGAGGUUGUGGAAUCGAAACGGCCUAAUUCGCGCCUUGGUUUUCCGCGAUCGCGAGAUCCGUCUCCCAUGAUCACAGCGUCUAUCAGUAACAUCGGAGGGAGGAAGAAAAGGCCGAUGAUCCUCAUCGCAACUAUGGAAUACGAUAUCGAAGAUUGGGCGAUCAAGAUCAAAAUUGGUGGAUUAGGCGUUAUGGCACAGCUUAUGGGGAAAAAUUUGCCUCACCAGGACUUGAUAUGGGUCGUUCCAUGUGUCGGUGGGGUGGACUACCCUAUUGAUACACCCGCGGAUCCUAUGCUGGUAACUAUUCUCGAUACUGAAUACGAGAUCCAGGUUCAAUAUCACAAACUCAACAACAUCACAUACGUCUUACUAGAUGCUCCAAUCUUCAGACAACAAUCUAAGACCGAGCCUUACCCACCCCGCAUGGACGAUCUCGAUUCGGCUGUGUACUAUAGCGCUUGGAAUGCCUGUAUCGCCCAAACUAUCCAGAGAUUUCCCAUCGACUUGUAUCAUAUCAACGAUUAUCAUGGCGCUGCGGCGCCUUUGUACCUGCUCUCCAAAGGACAGACGAUACCUUGUGCGCUGUCUCUUCACAACGCAGAGUUCCAAGGGUUAUGGCCGAUGCGCACGCCCAAGGAACGCGAUGAAGUCUGCCGCGUUUAUAAUCUCGAGCCUUCUAUUGUGGAAAAGUACGUCCAGUUCGGGGAGGUCUUCAAUCUUUUGCACGCUGGUGCGAGCUAUCUCCGAAUCCAUCAACGUGGGUUUGGCGCUGUCGGUGUUUCCAACAAAUAUGGCAAACGAUCUUACGCUCGCUAUCCUAUUUUCUGGGGUUUGAAGGAAGUUGGCAGACUACCAAACCCGGAUCCCAGCGACACCGCUCCUCUGGAACCAGAGCAGGAGAAUGAGGUGAUCACUGUCGACCCAGCCUACGAAAUGAGCCGUGGGGGUCUUCGAAUACAGGCUCAACAGUGGGCCGGUCUAGAGCAGGACCCUAACGCUGAGCUGUUUGUCUUUGUUGGCCGAUGGAGUAAUCAAAAGGGCGUCGAUCUUAUCGCUGAUGUCUUCCCCGCUAUCCUCGAAAAGCAUCCCAGUGUUCAGCUCAUCUGUAUAGGCCCCGUGAUUGACCUCUACGGGAAAUUCGCGGCGCUCAAGCUUGGAAAAAUGAUGGAAAGAUAUCCCAAGCGCGUAUUUUCCAAGCCAGAAUUCACAGCACUUCCCCCGUUUAUCUUUACGGGGGCGGAGUUUGCUCUAAUUCCAUCUCGCGAUGAGCCAUUCGGCCUAGUCGCUGUUGAGUUUGGUAGGAAAGGAGCUCUUGGUGUGGGAGCUCGUGUUGGCGGCCUUGGUCAGAUGCCCGGAUGGUGGUUCACGGUUGAGUCAACAACUACUAAACACAUGCUACACCAGUUCAAGUCGGCUAUCGAAGAAGCACUGACAUCUGAAACUGAGACAAGGGCAGUCAUGAGGGCAAGGUCCGCGAAACAACGCUUUCCGGUCGCGAAGUGGGUAGAAGACCUUAACACCCUCCAGCAGACCGCGAUCAGGAUUCACAACGAAAAGAAGGGUUCCUCUUCCAAGAAUAUCUUCCGACCGCGAUCACACGCUUUGGCUUCACGAUCCUCGCUGCAAUUGCCCGGUGAGGGCUUCUUUCAUGUCCAUUCCCGAGAAGUCAGCAUGGACAGAUUAUCUGCGUUUGAGGAGAGACCUGCUGGGGACGACGCCGAAACCCAAGAAUCUGAUGAUCACCACACAAAGCUUCGCCGUGGUCUCUCUCUCGGUAUUCGCUCUGGUCCUGGACAUGGGCAGCGGACGGGGUUCACAACAGAACCGCUCAUACACGUUCAGAAGCAGUGCUCGCCUUCUAGGACACCAGUGAUUCAUGAAUACGAUCCAGAGGGUGCAACAACUUCAGGUCAAGGGUCUUUACACGAUCACGAGAUGUUCAUCAGUCGAGAGCAAGCAGAGGCUGACUAUAUGGAGUCUGAGCGGCGGCUCGCCAGUGUAGCUCUCGAGGGCAGCAUUGCGGAAGCUUUCGACCGGAAUUCAACGCCUGCCGACAUCUUUCCCGAGAGUGAUAGGGGCCGUCGUAGAUCUCGCAGCCCGCUCCCUGCUGAGGCCGACGGGAUGUUGACGAGUCCGCGUUCCUCGAUCAGUUUUCUCGAUCCGAGUAGCCUCCCAAUGCGCGUGAAGUCGUCGCAUCACAGGCGAAACCGGUCCUCUGCUCUCGACCUGAGCACUAUCAAGAACGCUAGUACCACCGACUUCAGCUUGGAAAAAGUGGAUCCUACGUUCGAGGACAAAACAGGCAUGUACUAUUCCAAGUUCGAGUCUAUGCUCAAUACCCUGAGUGGCAAGACAUCGGAAGAUGAGCUUUGUGUUGAGAAGUUUCUGGUCGAGAGUGAAAAAGCGUGGUUCAAGAGAAUGCGUGCCGAAAGACUUGGACGGGGGGAUCGUGCCCAUUCCCAGGACAGUCGAUUGGGCCUCGGUCCCAGCCCUGCCUGGCCGCGCGACAGCCUGCACAGCAAUCGUAGCCGGGAUUCCAGUAUCUCUGCAUAUCCACAUACACGAGAGAGCGAAAGCGACGAGACUUUUCCUCGGCCAUCGGCUGAGAUUGACGAAUUUCUUCUUGGUGCGAACUAUCACCGCCCGUCACUCCUCAAGCGAUGGAUGCAGACUCGAAUUGGUGACUGGCCCAUAUAUUCUAUUCUCCUCGCACUCGGACAGAUUAUGGCGGCCAACUCGUAUCAGAUUACCCUUCUUACUGGGCCACAGGGCCAAAAUCCGGAAAAGCUGUAUAUCGUUGGUGUCAUCUUCAUCGUCAUGUCCAGUGUCUGGUGGAUCAUGUUCCGUACCCUACCUUCAAAGUUUGUUCUUUCCGCACCCUUCGUAGUCUAUGGAGUUGCUUUCUUAUUUGUGGGUGUCGCACCGUUCGCGAAGUUUGGGGUUGCGAGGGACUGGAUACAGAAUGUUGCUACCGGUUUUUACGUGGCUGCUUCUGCUAGUGGCUCGAUAUUCUUCGCGCUUAACUUCGGCGAUGAGGGUGGUGCUCCUAUCGAAUCCUGGAUCUUCCGAGCUUGCAUGAUUCAAGGAACCCAGCAACUAUACAUCACCGCGCUCUUCUACUGGGGAAGCACACUCGCAAAUUCGUCCCCGAGCAAUUUGCUCACUUCCUCACCAAAGGCCGCUAUGAUCACGCUUCCAAUUGCCUGCUUCUUGUUUGCGAUCGGAUCACUUCUAGUCACGUCUCUGCCGUCCUAUUAUCAUCAGUCUCCAGGCAAGAUACCAUCGUUCUACACGACACUUCUUCGAAGGAAGCUAGUCGGCUGGUUUUUCGUCAUGAUAGUCAUGCAAAACUACUUCCUGAGUACGCCGUAUGGACGUAGUUGGGCCUACCUCUGGUCCUCUCACGCAGCACCACAGUGGGCUGUUGGACUCCUUGUCCUAGCUUUUUUCGUCGUAUUUUGGGCGAUGUUUCUUUUCUUCUUCGCGAAGUUGAGUGGUAGUCAUUCUUGGUUCUUGCCUAUCUUCGCCAUCGGGCUGGGUGCGCCAAGGUGGGCUCAAAUGCUUUGGGGCGUAUCAGGCAUCGGAAAUUGGGUUCCCUGGAUGCCCGGUGGUCCUAUCGCCGGUGCUCUCGCUGGUCGCAGUCUCUGGCUCUGGCUUGGUCUUCUUGAUGCGCUGCAGGGAGUCGGAUUUGGUAUGAUACUCCUCCAGACACUGACUAGGAUCCAUAUCGCAGUGUGCCUAGUACUGGCACAAAUUCUUGGCACUAUCGUCACAAUGAUUGCCAAAGCCACCUCCCCCGACGCAAAUGGGCCCGGAGACGUUUUCCCAGAUUUUUCGGCAGGAGUAAUGCAAGGGUUGAAGAAACCAUGGUUCUGGAUAGCAUUGGCAGCGCAGCUGGUCAUUCCAUUAGGUUUCUUUAAGUUCUUCAGGAAGGAGCAGUUGAGUAAGCCAUAG